CGCCGAAGAGCGAGGAACGGCUGCGAACCGUGUGGUUGUACCGCGCAACGCCAGUGUCACACUAAAAUGUGACUCGACGCAACGAGCACAGAACCGAAAUUCCAUUAGUUUAGGGAAAAGCCGAAGUAUUUGAAAAAAAAAAGGAAAACAAAGAAAAUAUAGAAAAAAUAAAUAAACCGAAAAAGUGUGCACCUUGGAUUAUAUGCAUCCGUUACACCGCUGACCGAUCGCUAACACUAGUCGGAGAUAUAAUACAUAUCAUUUUAUCCUAGUUGAAAAAGACUCUCGCGUAGUCGUUGAGGGGGGUGAAAGAAAAAAAAAGGAGCAAGCAUAAAGAAACUAUAUAGAUAAGGAAAAAUACAAAUAAAAAAAAAAAUAAAUAAAAAAUAUAUAUACAUAUAUGUUAUGGUUAAAAAGUUAAUAAUUUUAAUUAUAUAAAAAACAAAAAAAAAAAAUAAAAAAUACAAUUCUAUGUACACGCAUAUCUACGAUACGAUAUUAAAUUAUAAAUUCAUGUUGUAAGAAAUAUACCGCGUUAACGUUAAACGGGGAGGGGGAAAAAAAAAAAAUUAUAUUCGUUGAACGUAGCAGUUGGCUAAGUUAUAAUUACAGUGUGGUGAUUUUGGAAAUAAAAUUGGUUUUCUAUUUGUUUUACUUGUUUCUUUUGACGCAAUAAAUAAAGGAUUGAUAAAUCUGUGAUUUGUGUCGCGAAGAUAAUAUUCUCGGGAGACUGGUGCAGGCAACGGAAACAUGAAGCUGGAAAUGAUGAACAGGGAGCAGGGCCUGCAACUCUUCGGGAAACUAAUACGGACAAAGAACAUAGAAGGUCUCCAGGGUGACCAUGGAAAACCGGGACCCGAACCGGCCGAACCACCCGAUUCAAAACAGAAAUUACAGAAGUGCCUCACCACCCUGGACCUCACCUCGCUCGGCGUUGGAUCCUGCGUCGGCACAGGGAUGUACCUAGUGGCAGGAAUGGUGGCGCGCAGCGUCGCAGGACCCGGCGUCGUAAUCUCUUUCAUAAUCGCCGCCAUUGCCUCGAUAUUUUCCGGCGCGUGUUACGCCGAGUUCGGAGUGAGGGUGCCUCACACCUCGGGGAGCGCCUACGUCUACAGCUACGUCACCGUUGGGGAACUGAUCGCCUUUAUAAUCGGCUGGAACAUGAUCCUCGAGUACCUGAUCGGCACCAGCGCCUGUGCUUGCGCCCUCAGCGCCUGCCUCGACGCCCUUGCAAAUGGCGCCGUUUCCGGGGCGAUCGCCGGCAGCGUCGGCACCAUGUUCGGACACCCACCGGAUUUCCUCGCCUUUGUCAUCACCGUCCUGAUGAUGAUACUCCUCGCUGCUGGCGUCAAGAAGUCCCUCGUAUUCAACAACGUCUUGAACGCCGUUAAUCUCGCUGUCUGGGUAUUCGUCAUGGCCGCCGGAAUGUUCUACGUUGAUACGAGUAACUGGUCCGAGCACAAGGGUUUCCUUCCAUACGGUUGGAGCGGGGUUUUUACUGGCGCCGCUACGUGUUUCUACGCGUUUAUAGGAUUCGACAUCAUAGCAACGACGGGAGAAGAGGCGACGAAUCCAAAGAGAAGCAUACCUCUCGCCAUCGUCUCGUCACUGGUCAUUAUCCUCAUCGCGUACGUGACCAGCAGCAUGGUUCUCACGUUGAUUGUUCCGUACGAUCAGGUAGACCAGGACUCUGCAUUAGUGGAGAUGUUCGGUGAGGUGGGCGCCUACAAGUGCAAGUACAUCGUGGCCGUCGGUGCAUUGGCAGGACUGACGGUCUCAAUGUUCGGCAGCAUGUUUCCCAUGCCAAGGAUCGUCUACUCGAUGGCCCAGGACGGUCUGAUAUUCCGGACACUGAGUCAAGUUUGGCCUACGACUGGGACUCCGGCCUUGGCCACCUUCGUGUCCGGUAUCUGCGCAGCUUUCGCGGCGUUGUUGAUACAGCUCGAGGUCCUCGUCGAGAUGAUGUCGAUAGGCACCCUUCUCGCCUACACGCUGGUAUCGACCUGCGUCCUGAUCCUGAGGUACCAGCCGCACUCCACGAACCUCGUCGAGCUGCUUCCCCAGAGUCUUCGAACGCCUUGCAGAUCGCCGACGAAGGAAGCCCAGUCCAAUGGCCAGGUGGCCUAUGGCAAGGACCUCAGGCCUGAUCAGCUGACGACGGCGCUGAACCCGAUUUCCGGUGCACCGGCGGAAGCCGCCCCCGGGAACAACCAGCGUGUUAUGGUACGGAGGAUCACGAGGAGGUGCAACAGCUCAUCCCCAGACUCCGACGACACUUACGGCGGCGAGGAGGACGACGUAGGGCUGGGAAAGGACGAUCAGUAUCUCGUCAGCGAUCGCACGGAAAACAAAUUCUACGGCAGUGUUCACGCCGCUGCUGCCGGCUCCAGUUGCGGAAGCAGUCAUCAGUACCCCGGGAACACGCCGAUAAUCGGACCACCCUUGAGCUACCUUCAGCGUCGUCUCCAGGCAGCGCAGUACCUCUGUCCAGCGAUAUUCCCUUGGGUUGACAGGGGGCCAGCGACUGAGGCCUCCGGUCGUUACGUUAUGAAGAUGGUCGGCGUGCUGUAUAUAUUAAUUCUGAUAUUCGACUUGAUCAUCGUCUGCGGAAUGGGUAAUAUGGGGACCUUCACGACGCUGUUGACCUUCAUUUUCCUAUUUGCAAUAAUCGGAGUCCUACUGGCCAUCAGCAGAAAACCCCAAAACAGGAAUAGCCUGAUGUUUAUGACUCCGGGACUUCCGUUUGUGCCGGCGAUCGCGGUGACGGUGAACAUGUACCUAAUAUUCAAGCUGAGCAUCCUGACACUGGUCAGAUUCACGAUUUGGAUGAUAAUCGGUUUCGCAAUGUACUUUUACUACGGUAUAAAGCACAGCACCCUCGAGGAGCAGGACUGCGGUGAACACGCGGCGGAGAGCGGAGAUUCCGUCGGCGGAAACAUAGAGCUGAAGGUGACCGAGCAACAAAAAGCUUCGAGCUUUACGUUCAACAGCAGCCAGGGAACGGAGCGUGGAUUUUACGAGGGCCAGCAGCUCGACGCUUUCGGUCAGCCGGUAUUCGGCAGCACGAAUUUCGGGGGGACACCGAGUCACGUUGCGAAAACGAAUCCGCAAGGAAACGCGGGAGAGGCGAACGUGCUUUUCGUAUCGGAGCAGGCUUUCCCGACUUGGGACGACUAGAGAGCCGGCGUCCGUCUAUUUCACGUAGAAUACCGUUGAGAACGAAGGAAACAUGAAAAAUGAUACGCCGCAGUAUGAAAUAAUAAUAUUACACUGCUAGAGGUAUUGCGGGAUUAUUAAUAUUAUUGUUCAUAUUAUUACACAAUAUCCCAUUGGCUGAUUCUUUCGGCUAAAUUGUUGGUACAUACUCGCCCGACAUAAUCGGGAUAAACCGUGAAUCAUAUUCGCGUCGGUGCGAAAAGAAACUAUGACAAGCGUUGUGAGAAUCGAUUUAUUUUCUGCUUCUUUAUUGCCGCAAAAAAGGUUCAUAUACACACAGCCGGCGUAUUCGUUCGUAUAUAAUUUAUUUACGUUAGCGUUACAAUUGUCAAGUAUUUAUACACACACACGGGCCGUUUGUAUAGACCGAUUUUAAUUGCUCAAAUGUACAAUCUUGCGAGUAUUUUUUUUUUGCAAUUUUAUAAUAUUACAUCAAAGGGUUACGACGAUUCUCCAAAAGAUGUGUAAUUUGUUGAUUGUACUGUAAAAGUCUGUCGGGACAGAUGAUAGCGUAAAUAAUUGCGGCAAUACAUACAUUAAUACAUACAUAAUAUUAUCACUAUUGAAUUCUCAUCGUCAUUAUGAAUGUUACUGUUAUACUAUUAUCAUCAUUAUCAUUAUUAUUAUUAUUAUUAAUAUUAUUAUUAUUAUUACCAAGGUGAACCGGAGUUAGUGUAACCGAAAUUUUGUUAGCUUGUUUUUUCGAUGUAAAAUUCAAUCGAAUCGUACGUUGUACGAAAUACAAAUUUUACUUCGGCAUACUUAUUAAAAGUAAACAGUUAUGUAAUUUUCUAAUUGCGAUUGGAAAAUUCUAGGUCGCACUUUCCCCGAGUCCCCUGAUCCAAUUACUUCGAUAUAUAAAUAUGUAUAUUAGGAUGGUUCAAGAAAAUCAGUUGAUUCUUUUUUCAAUUUCACACCUUGAAUAGCUGAAGGAAUAGGAAAUAAGAUGCCUGUUAAAAUUUAAACCCUUAAUAUUGAUAUUUAGUGCACGCCAUUUUUCAUUUUCCAUUUGAUUAACAGGCGAAAAUAAUUUUACUUUCAUUCCGAAUUUUGUAGCUCAGUAACGAAGAAAUGUACAUAAAUAUCCGAUAAUGAUUUUUCUAAGGAAUUGAAUGUCCUGGAGAAAGGUCUGUUAUAAUUUUUCGAUAACUCAAAUCUUUCAAAAGUUAUUCAAGAUUAAAAUCGAAAUCACGUGAAAAUUCACUUUUUUCGAGAUUAACAACGGAAAUACUAGACUUAUCACAGAAUAUUGUGGUUUUUCUUUGCAAAGUAUUAAAACCGCUGUAAAAUCAUGUUAUUCGAUUAAUUUUCAAGGUAGGCAAAUUUCUUUUCCAAUUAUUGCAAGUAAUAAUACGUAUUAUAUGUAAUUCUACUUUAAAAGUACCGUUUUUUAGCAAAAAAUAAAUUUCCUCGAAUUAAAAUAUAAUUUAAUGACAUGAUUUUAUAGCGUUUGUAAUGCUUUGCACAGAAAAAUCACAAUAUUCUGUGAUAAGUCUAGUAUUUUCGUUGUUGAUCUCGAGAGAAAGUUAAUUUUCACAUGAUUUUAACUUUAACCGAAUAACUUUGAAGAGAGUUGAAUUAUCGAAAAAUUAUAACAGACCUUUUUUCUACAACAUUCAGUUUUCUACAAAAGAAAUGCAGCGAACAUUUAUGUACAUUGCCUCGUUACUGAGCUACAAAAUUCAGAAUGAAAGUGAAAUUAUUUUCGCGUGUUAAUGAAAUGGAAAAUGAAAAAUGGCGUUCUGGAACCACUGAAUAGUAAAAUUAAGGGCUUAAUUUUUAACAGGCAUCUUAAAUCUUUCCUUUUCCUACAACUUUUAAUGCUGUGACGUUGAAAAAAAAAAUUUGUCGACUUUUUUGAACCACCCUCAUAUAUAUAUAUACAUGGGGCCUUCCAUGAGAUCUCGAUCAAGAUUCUGCGUUGAAGACUCAGAUCUCUCUGAAUAGAUAUUUUUCGGCCCAUAUCAAAAUGAGCUUUUAUUUUCUUUCUUAUGUCAAAAAUGCAAUCCAAUAAUAAUAAUUUUUGUUUCUUUCAUUUUUCUUAUUCAUCUUUUGAAGUUAUGAAAUCUCCAUCUUCUAAUAGGUUUACAAAAAUGUUGUUAUAAUUUAUGAGAUUUUUCUGAAUUUUAUCAAAUUCCAGAAAGCAAGUGUUUUAUUUUAAAGUUUUCAAAUCGUACUUCAGAUACGCUGGGUCGAAACAUUGUGAAAAAAAUUGCGAUUACGUUUUUCGUCGUACAGUUUCCCAUAAAAAAUUAUAAAGCUAAUCUGAUAUAUCGACGUAGAAUCUCGAUCGAGAUGUCAUGGAAUGCGUCAUAUAUAUGAAUAUGAUAUUGACAUACUGUUAUUAUGAAAUACAAUUGUGAUUACGAUCGAUGAUAUUAUCAUCGUGUACAACUGUUGGUGAUGAAAAGAGAGACGAAAAAGAAAAGCAAAACAGCUAUAAGCGCGCGAGUUUAGAACUAACGAAUUCAUUGCUUAUAUACAUAUAUAUAUAUACAUAUAUCAUGAAACAUAUUACAUAGAAAGCAAGGAAAAGGAAAAAAUUGCCUGGACGCGUGAUGUGACAAACAAUGAAAACAAAAAAAAAAAAAAAACAACAAGGAUAGAAUUAAAUUCAGUAGACGGAUUAAACGAGAAUAUAAAAAAAAGAAAAUAAUGUGAAAGCACGCGCUGUUGAUAUAGGUCAUGUUAUUAUAAUUAUUAACUUGUAGUACACGAAGAAAAAAAGAAAUGAUGAAACGCCCACUAUUUUGUAUUGUAGGACAUGAGAGAGAAAAAAAAAAAAAAAAAAAAAAACUUCAAGUUUUCCGUUAUACCUGUAAUACGCAAGAUCAUCUUAUUAUACCUAACUCAUAAUUACGCAUGUAAUUUCAUUAAGUUCACUGUCUAGUUUCAAACAGUCAAGAUUGUAAGUAUAUACGAUAUGCAUUAUACCUAUAAUUAUAGGAGAGCCACUUAAUAUCGCCUAAAUCUAGUCUUUCCCUAAUCUUACAACAUUGUUAUACAAUCCUAAAGCUUAAACCUUUAUGUAACAUCGUCUAUACGUCUCACCUCGAAACAAACUUAUACCUAUAUAUAUAUACUUACCUAUACAACAUACAUACCUACCUACACAAUAAACAAUAUAAUGAGGUUGAAAUGCUGUAAAAAUGAUUUAUUAAACCAAAAUUUCGGUAGAUACGUCAGUUACACAAUUUACGGCUGUACGCAUUUCUUGAAAAAUUUCUUCUACUCAAUUUGCUAUUAUAUAUAUAUAUAUAUAUAUAUAUGAUAUGUAUGUUAGCCGGAAGAAACUUGUUGAAACCUUUUCCGACUAACUUUGUGAAACGUGUUGACGAAGAUGAAAUUAAACGAUAAUAAUAAAUCGAAAAGAAAAAUACGGUUAUAUACUCUUCCAUUACAUCCACGUUUAUAUAAAAUGUACGUUUAAUUAUUGAAGAAAGAGAAAAGCUACGUUUUCAUCAAUAUUACACCCACACCCUGCAAUGUGUAAAAAAUUUAAAGAAAAAAUUACGGUAUCCGAUUCGUUCGAAUCAUCUUCGGAUUAUUUAGAUUUCUCCCCCACCAAAUAUACACGAAAAUUAUUAACCUUUCCCUCUAUCCGUAUACAUACCUAUACAUAUACACAGUUAAUUAAUGCAUUUCGAUCUUCUUUCUUUUUUUCCGCUUUGCGGUUGAAAGACAGGUAUCGGCGCUCGAAAAACAAAUAUAUCCUCGCAUGCCACCCUUGUCAAACCUGCAACACCUCGAACACCGCGGAGGAUCGAUUACACGACACUUCGUUCAUUACACCCGAUCGCGUAAGUAUAAUCGUAAAAUGAAACGAUCGUGAACGUAAAGCGAGAAAGUACGCAAACAGAUGGCUUGUAAAUGUGACGACUCGCUGAAAUUGAACAACAGCCGUCGCACACCUAAUUAGAAAAUUCGCAGCGAAUUAGUGUGUUUAAUUAAUUCGAAGUAAUUACGCUUCUUCGAUCCUAUAUCAUACCUGGUACUAAACAAUGCAAUAUAUACAUAAUAUGAAAAGCAUACAUAACAGCGUAGAUUACGUAAGAUGUAGCUUAGAUGUUACGUAUAUUAUGGAGCGAAAGCGGCGGAUUGAAUGAGAAAUUAUGGGCUCAAAGAGACGACCGUUGGAAUUUUUUUUAAUCGGAUUAAUAAUUUUAAUAAUAUUAGGUUUAAGCUGUUGUUUAGUAGACGGUAGAUUCGCUAUGCGUAUACUUACAUAUGUAUAUUAUUGUGCAUAUAAGCGUUAUCAGGGUGAUAUUAAUAUACAACUGCAAUUUAAUUAAAGCAAAAACUUGUUAUAUUAUAUAAUGCAUAAUAUAUUAUAUUAUACACCUAGACGUUCGAUGUGUAAUUAGCGGUUUACAUAGUUCGACAACAUAUCACGCAAAAGUGCUUUUGGUCCUUCUGACUCUUGUCACUAUUAUUAUUAUAAAAUACAUAUAUUACCAACGAUUACUAUUACAUUAUAUAUAUAUUUAAUCGUUAUACAUAUCAUUAAAAGUUUAUAUAAGAUUCGAAACGCGAUUAUUGACCCUCGUACCAAAUAACAUUCGGCUAGACUCGGAAAUCUGCAAAUUUAUAAAUAGUCGGAAUACUAGUUGGCUCUCGAAAAGUAGUUUGAAUACCAGUGCAAGGCUUAGACGCUUUUUUUUAUGAUUCACAAGCACUGAGUUUAUGACUUGCUCGCAUUUAUUUUUCCUCGGUUUCUCCGUUCGUGUACCGAAUAUCCCGUAUGAAUACACGCUUCUUUUCCAUGUAAGAUAGAAAACCAGAGAGUGAGAGGCUAAGCAAAUCAAAGGUUGUCUAAAAUUGUACGUUAAACACCCUGUGUACGCAUAUAUACAUUAAUUACCUGAUAAAUUAUUGUAAAUGUAUAUUACACUGUUGAAUAUUUUGACUGCGCAACUUUACAAUUUACGACGAUUCAAGAGUAGAAGAACUAAAAAAAAAAAAAAAAAAAAAAAACAAAAACAAAAAAAAAAGAAGCAAAUAAAUUACGACGAUUUGUUAUAAUUAAAAUCUCGUCAAUACUUAUAGAAAUAUAGUGUUAAGAUUGUCGGAGCUGCUGUUUUAAUAACGUGUGAAAUGACGAGGAGCGCAAGGAAUCCAGUCUUAAUUGUUGAGUAAAAAAAAAAAAAAAGAAUCUAGUUGAAAUAAUGAUAAAAAAGAAACCAACCGAAAGAUUUUUGAAAAGUAAUAUUACAUCAAAGCUUAUAUGAGCUAAUACGUGCGUAAAUAUAAUAUAAUAUAUUUGUAUUUAAUUUUAUUAUACAUAAAUAUUGUAUGUAUAAGUAUAAUAUAUACAUAUGUAUAGUUCUUUCGCUGUAUAUCGUGCAUAAUUAUUUCAAUCUUCGAAGUUUUUUUUUUAAUAUAGAUUACAUAGUUCAAGUUUAGCGUAGCUUUAAUUUAUUAAAAAAUUUCAUUCCGUGUGUAAGUGUCUAGUGCGAAUAGCGUCAAUGUUCUUAGUUUCUUGAUAACCGCGGUGAGAAAAAAAAGAGAAAAAAAUGUAAAAAAAAAAAAAAUGAACCAUACCUAUGCACGUAAUAAAAAUGAGGACGACUUCCGUGCAAUAUAUAUAUUAUAUAUAUAUGUACACAUACAUAAUAUCGAUUACAGUAUGUUGCAUAAUGUGUGUUAUGGGCGUGCUACAGAAUUUUACAAUCACGUCGCGUCAGAAGAACGUUACGACAAGAAUAUUCUGGUGAAAUGAUGCGAUAUUAGAUUCCUUAGAUAGAAACCUGAAAACGAUGUAAUAAAUUCAUUUUUAAUCUAUUGCUAUUAUCAAGUAAGAACAUACAUUAUUAGCACAUACAUAUAUACCUAUACGUAUAUUACAUUUUAUCAAGAACAGUGCCUGUACCCCAGACGCUAGAAAGAAUUGUGAAGAAAAAAAAAAAGUGAAAAAAAAAAACAUGAUAAAUAUUAGAUUCCUUCGAAACUUCAAAGAUGUAGUGGAAAAUUA
Messenger RNA from Neodiprion virginianus, 9187 nucleotides. Its product is annotated as cationic amino acid transporter 2. Gene Ontology annotation, biological process: amino acid transport; transmembrane transport. Gene Ontology annotation, cellular component: plasma membrane. Bases 751 to 3177 code for a protein of 808 amino acids. The transcript has 14 exons. Lineage: Eukaryota; Metazoa; Arthropoda; Insecta; Hymenoptera; Diprionidae. Gene Ontology annotation, molecular function: amino acid transmembrane transporter activity. The record is from RefSeq and is a predicted model, not a curated record.